This is a messenger RNA of Paramecium tetraurelia, 1764 nucleotides long. RefSeq lists its product as uncharacterized. Lineage: Eukaryota; Ciliophora; Oligohymenophorea; Peniculida; Parameciidae. The record is from RefSeq and is a predicted model, not a curated record. Gene Ontology annotation, molecular function: protein binding. The transcript has 4 exons.
AUGCAAUUGAUAUUCCUAUUCUUCUUGAUUGAAGUUUCUUUUAGUUGGCACCCCAUUUUAUCAUCAAGAAUAAUAGAAUCAAUUGAAAAUGAAAAUAUUAUAAUCGAAGAGGAUUAUUAAAUUAUUGCUGAGGGGAGCUUUUCUAUCUCUUAUAAAGGUUUGUAAAGUUAUAGAGAAUUAUACUUAAUGUUUGAUGCUAAAACUAAUAAGACUGAAAGUGAAAUAUUGAUAUUAGUUAAUGGAGUUAGAAGAAAUAUAAUUCAGGUACAAGGAGAGUUCAAAGAAUUUCAUAUGAGAUUUUAACAUUAAGCUUCGGAUGUAGUGAUCUAGAUGAGAAUAGAUGAUUAAACCAAAGUAGAAAUACGAAACUUUAAUAUGUUUGUUUAAGAAUGCCCGAAGGAUUGUAAAUAUUGCCUAUCAGGUUCAUGUGAUCUUUCGUUAUAUCAGGAUUGUGACUAAUUAAGAUAUAAGAACACUUGUGUUGAAGAAUGCCCAGAUGGGACUGUGGCUGAGUUCAACUAAUGUGUAUAAGUAGGUUUGAAAGAGAUUGAAUAAGUGAAAUCCUUUUUGCAAGAGGAACUUUCAACAAUCUAGAAAUUUGGAGAAUAGAAAUUGCUCAAAUUCAAUUUCGAAAAUGGUUUUAAUGGAUAAUUGGAAAUAGUGUUUAAUUGUUAUAGUAAGCAAAAGCAAAAUGCUGAUUAAUUAAUAAAGGUCGGUUUUAGGAAGGGUUAAACACAAGUUAUGUACCCUUUUUUAAAUUCUUAUACUAAUUUACAGUUUCACAAAGAGUGCAAACCUCAAUAUGAACUAGAGUGUGUGUAGGUGAAAGGCUUAUUUGAUGUAGAAUUUCUAAAAUAAGAUUAAAUUCUUAUUGAUAGUUAUUCAAAGAAACUGGAGUAAAUUGGCUAUUGGGAAGUAGAAAGCUUUAAGGUUUACAAUGAAAGCAAGAAGUUGUAUGAGUGUGACAUUGAGAAUUGCUCUUAAUGUUCUUACAACAAUGUGUGUUAACAAUGUCAAGAUCAUUUCCAUUUAUAUUAAGGCUAAUGCAUUAAGAAGUGUCCCUUCUAUACAAUACAAGAGAAAAAUAGAUGCAUCAAUCUUCAUGAGAGCCAACCAGAUCUUAAAUUUUUGGUUAAGUUAGAAUCGCCCUUCUAAGAUCUCUCUCAAAUUUUUGGUUAAAUUACCUUUGAUUUGAAAGAGCAAAUUAGUUUUAGAUAUGAGAAUCAAACUACUUUUAUUGGAGGAGGAUUAUUGGACAGAUGGCGACGCACUACAUUUUCAAAAUAACUAAAUUUGGGAAGACAUUAUGCAAUUAGAAUCAUGUUUAAUAUAUCCUUAGAAAAUUCAACUUAAGAUUAGGAUAGUUUUAUUUAUUCAAUCGAUGGAAAAACCUUCAAGGUUUUGAAUAAUCAAACAUAUGUUGAUCAAACACUCAACCAUAAUAAAAACAUUCUAAAUCUAAAUUUAGGAUGUAAAAUCUCGAGUAAUGGUAGAUGUGUAGUUUCUAAUUACUAUUUUAUGACUAUGAAAUGUUCUCCACUUUGUUAAAGUUGUACAGGUCCAUCGUAAUCUGAUUGCAAAAUUUUUGAGGCCAAUAUUGAUAAAUUUGAUUACAAGAAUUUUAAGUGUUAGGAUGGUUAUUACUUAAGUGAAUACGGUUGCAAACUCUGUUCAUAAGGAUGUCAACUAUGCGAGUCUUAAAAUAGAUGUCUCAAAUGCCAAGACACAAAAGAGGCAGAGUUUAUUUGUAAGCCCUACCUUUGA